UUUAAAAAGUUAAAAGCUGUAAAACUAUCCAGUUGCAUGUCCUUAAACUUUAAAUGAAAAUCCACUCAACGUCCUAAUUUUGAAAUUUCAUCAUUCAAAACUUCUAUCCUCAGGGACAUCUUGAAAAUAAAAUAUUACAAAAACAGAUUGAAAUUGUUGUUUGUAUGAUGAGGAAGAAAACAAGCAGGAAGAAGAAAGCUAUCAAACUUCUGUAAAGUGAACUGCCGGGUUGUCAGCGCAAAAUUUUACCUAAAAUUAUGGAAGUAAUAUUCCUGAACCUGAACGUUGAUUAUAAUUAGGCUGUACCAAGAAUUUUCUUCAGAAUGGUCGAUAAAGAUUCCCCUGUGUCAGGAGACAAGAAUGGUGGGGAUUCUACUGGAUACAGUUUCACUGAACAAGAUCGUGAAGUUGCUCAACUAGCUCUCUCAGAAUUUAACAAGGGCAAUUAUACAUCGUGUCUUCAGAGUCUCCUAAAGUUGGAGGCAUCUUGUGGACAUGAUGUGAAACUGGUCCACAAUAAAGCUAUUGCGGAAUAUUACAAGAGCGAAUUAAGAAAAACUGAUCAGUUCCGCAAGGUUGUUAACUCCCUCUGUGCUCAGGCACAUGUUAAUUUAGAAGAUGCGAGCACUUUAGAAGACGUUGACAACUGCAUUUUUUAUUACAAUCAAGCUAUUAUUUUAUUUCAUCUGAAACAAUAUGCAAGUGCAUUCCAACUUAUUAGUAAAGUCUUUUCUUUCAUUGAGCCUAUGGAAGAAACUCUGGCUCAAAAAGUCAGUAUGCUGUUAUUAGAACUGUUAUUGCAAACACAUCAGCCUGAGAAGGCCAUACCCCAAUUAGGUUAUAUUGAGCAACAAUUUGCUUGUGCUCCUAACAUUGGAAUGGGUAAACUUUCUGCUGAAAAGGACAUUAAGAGCUCAGAAAAGGGCGACAAAGAAAAACAUCUGAUUGAACUUGUGGAUGGAGAAUCAGACCCUAUGAAGCUAAGGCUUCUGCAUUAUAAAAUCCGUUGUUUAUUGAAAACACAUCAAUUAAAUGCUGCCAAAAGAGAAUUAAACAGCAUAUCUGUAAAAAAUAAUUUGCCCACAAUAUUUUUAAGAGCUAAUUUAGAAUAUCUUAGAGGGAAUCACCGCAGAGCUAUGAGAGUGCUAAAUACUCUUUCUGGAAAUAUCCAGUCUUUCAAAGAGAUUGGAGAACACAUUCCUGCUCUGUACUAUAAUAAUAUGGGCUGUGUGCAUCACUAUAUUGCAAAACCAAACUUGAGCACAUUUUAUCUUAAGAAAGCUUUGUCAGAGGAAGAAGAUGCAAAGAGGUCCUUGAUGACUGAAACUGAAGGAUCUAAUGGGCAACCAUUAUUUACAUUGGGUUUCAAUCAUAAUCUGGAAAUUAAAUAUAACCUCGGAGUUGCUCUUCUGCACACUGGGCUACCAGCACAAGCCUUUGACUAUCUUGUUGAUGUAGUGCGAGUGUUUCAUAUGAACCCUCGCCUGUGGUUGCGCCUUGCUGAGUGCUGCAUCAUGGUACAUAAGAAGGCAAAUGAUGAGGACUUUAAUAUUGCACACCGAAGGCAAGAUAUGGUUCAAGGAGUUGUUGGAAGUAACAUUCAUAAGAAAAUCAUUCUUUCCCCUCAGCUUGCACGUGAAACACUUCCCAAGGGAGAGGAAGUUUCUAGUGCAAUCCCUUCAACAAGACUCGAGUUUGCCUCACUAUGCUUACGAAAUGCUCUUUCACUCCUAAAUGAAUUCAGUGCCAGUGUGAAGAAUGGAAAUAAUGAGCAUCCAUCAGUUGUGUCUCUCAAGCUCAUUGGUGGUCACUUAUCGGGUCCGCCAGGAGUCCUGAAUAUACCAGGUCUUGGCUCUCUCGGUGGGCCUGGAUCAAACCUAGGAUUUGGAUCUGGAGGUGCUGCUAAAAUCCCUGUACAGAGAACAUGUUAUGGUGCUCCAUCUUCACCCUUAUCUGAGGCAGAAGUAGAAAGUCUCCGAUGCUCUGUACUCACUAAUAGUGCCUAUGUUUCACUAUGUCUCGGAGACUAUAUAAUGGCCUUGAAAUAUGCACAAGAAUUGUUGAGACAGCCAAAGUUGUCUGGUGCACACAAACUGUUGGGCCACUUGUAUGCUGCGGAGGCAUUUUUAAUGUGCAAUAAAAUAUCGGAUGCCAUCGAACAUCUGAAUCCUGACAAUAUCAAAGAUGUUAGUCUAGUGUAUCCAGGGGAAACAGAAAUUGAAAAAGAGCUAGCGAGUGACCCAAACAAAGAUACUGAUGGACCAUGUGAAGCAAAACGUAUGAUGCAGAGCUGGUGUCCAGAUAAAAUUGGCACUGCACGAGCUGUCCUUCAAUAUAAUCUAGCUGUAGCAUUUGCUACUAGAGGAGAACUUGACAAGGCUGGUGAAACUUUGAAACGAGUAUUUAAUGCCAGAGGCCCAGAUUGUGAAGUACCAACACAUGUGGUUAUGCUUGCUCUAUAUUUGGAGCUUCAGUUAGGUCAUUCUGAAGUAUCCCGCAAUAUUGUUCGACAACAUUGUCCUCAGUACAAGUAGCAAGUUCUGGUUCAUGCUAUUGCAAGUAGCAGCAUUAUUUAACAGAAAUGAAUUUGAACAAUGAUUUGGUAUGAACUUGUCAAGAUUUCAAAAAUUGAUUUCUUCAAAUUUGUAUCAUUUGUACCAGUUUCUUAGAUCCUUUUGAAAUUUAUUACUCUGAAUCAAUGGCAUUGUGAGGUUCAUUGUCAAACAGUGUGUCCUCAUCCUUUUUAUGCUGUUGUUGUAUGCUGAAGUUGGGGCAGUUGAGCCACUAGACAUUCUUCUGGUGUCUACUGGUUUCCCUUCGACCUGAAAUGGUACAUCUGCAAAUUGAGCCUAAUCAUUCUUUAUGUAUGUGCCAUUGCGUCACUGUGGCUUAUUUUUGGUUUGGUUUUACCUUCAAUCUUCCAGAAAUUCAGCAAAAUGAGUAAACUGUAACUCAGUUGUCUUGACUUCUAUUAUAGCUUUAAAGAAGCAUUUUAAUCAUAUUCUCAUCAUGUUUAAAAGGUUGUAAUGCUUAGUGUUCUGUUGUGUUAUUUUAAUUUUUGCAGACCUGGCAUGAAGUUAUGCUUGAAUUCAAAAAAUUUCAAAUUUCCAAACUUGAUAUGUAAUUUAUUCUCCAAUCAGCUUAUGAUAGUUACCAGCCCGCCAUCAUACGUUCCUAGUAAUUCUCUCUAAACCAUUGUUACUUUUGUGAUGUACAACAUCAACAAAGUGUUUACACAAUCAAUUUUACAAUAUCAAUUUUUGUAGAUUGAGUUUUUCUUUUCUAUCAUUCAACAUAUCUUAGUGCUUGAUUACUUUUUGAAGAAUUUUCAGCAAUUGUGUCUUAUUCUGUAUUGCCAAUCACAUUUUUUGUACACCCGUUUAUUUUUCUGUGGGCUAAACGACAACUGUCUAAACUUAUUAUUCACUGAAUAUUAUUUGUUUGUUUUUCUUUGUUUAUUUUGUUCUUUAGUAAAAUUUGAAGAUAUGUUGAUAACUUAAAAAGUACCAAUGUGCACCAAUGUGUACAGCGGUAUGUAACAAAUUGACUUGGUUGCAAUUUUACAGGUUUAGGAUUCCAUUUAAUCUUGGAAAUUUAAUGACUAAGAUCAAAGUUAUUUAUGUGAAAUGAAUUUUGAAAAAAAAAGAAGGAAUUAGUGCAGAAUUGUAAAUUUAUGUUCUUUGUUCCAGAACUGAGACAUAUUUUUAAAAUGUUAUUUAAUCUGCAUGGAUUUAAUGUGUCAAAAUUUAUAGUCAAUGUAGCUGUGGUCCAUUCAAGGUCCUUGGGUUGAUGUCAUAGUUUUAUGCUGUGUGUAUGAUCCCUGCAGAGUCAAAUCUUGGUUGGACCACAGCAUGCCUAGAAAGUAACAAAAUUAAAUUUUUGUUGUAAAUUUGGAGAGCUUCCCUAAGAGUACAUUCUAUUUACUCUUGUGUUUGAACAUGUGCACUUCAUUGUGCCGAUUUCAAUCCAAUUUAAUAGAACUGUUAUAAUUCAUUAAAAGAUGGUUGUUGUUGUUUUUUGUUUGGGUUUCAUCAUCAAAACGUGAUAUUAGUAGUAUGUUUGUAUAGAUCUGCAACCACAAGAGAAAAAAAAAGUUACCGACAAAAAUAGCUAGCUAAAUUAUAAAUUAGCUUUAUUAACCAUCAACUAUAGUUUUGCCUUGCCUUUACUAAGAAAAGACUGAAAAAUCAGACACCUGUAAAUUCUUCCCAAUCUCUACUGAGCAAACCUUGUCUUGAUCUAAUUACAUGAUCAACUGUGUCCCAGUUUUCACAACAAAAAAAUAUAACGACCAUCCCAAAAUAAA
Frankliniella occidentalis (western flower thrips) is the source of this 4306-nucleotide messenger RNA. It is a transcript of the gene Not10, whose product is annotated as CCR4-NOT transcription complex subunit 10. Gene Ontology annotation, cellular component: CCR4-NOT complex. NCBI's taxonomy places the organism in Eukaryota, Metazoa, Arthropoda, Insecta, Thysanoptera, Thripidae. Gene Ontology annotation, molecular function: protein binding. The transcript is spliced from 13 exons. Gene Ontology annotation, biological process: mRNA catabolic process; negative regulation of translation. The record is from RefSeq and is a predicted model, not a curated record. Bases 324 to 2534 code for a protein of 736 amino acids.